AUGUCGACCAAACACUUCUUUCCCGACACCAAUGGCCUCGUUGUCCGCGCUCUGAAUUCCAUCGUCGCCCGCAAUCCGCACCUCGAGCACGAUGAGGCGAACCGCGUUGUGUUCUCCAAGACACACCCUCCCUCCAAAGUCAGCAUAAUAUCCGGCGGUGGCAGCGGCCACGAGCCAGCUUGGGCGGGUUAUGUCGGAGACGGCAUGCUCACGGCCGCCGUGGCCGGCGAGGUUUUUGCUAGUCCCUCGACGAAGCAGGUCAUGGCUGCAAUCCGGAACGUCCCCUCGGACGCAGGUGUAAUUCUGUGCAUCACAAACUACACGGGCGACAGGCUUCACUUCGGCCUGGCGAGAGAAAAGAUGCACGCCAUGGGCCACAACAUUGCACAGAUUCCGCUGACGGAUGAUGUUGCUUUGGGACGGAAGAAGUCCGAGCUGCUGGGUCGCAGAGGCCUGGCUGGCAACGUUUUGGUCCUCAAGCUUCUGGGUGCGGCUGCGCAUGAAUCGUGGAACUUCGAAGACUGCUGGAAACUGGGCACCGAAGUGAAUGCGCAGUUGGCCACCAUCGGAACGAGUCUUGACCACUGUCAUAUCCCUGGUCGAGCCCAUCACGAACAAAUUGAAGCGGAUACUUGUGUUUUGGGAAUGGGUAUUCACAACGAGCCCGGCCUGCGGAAGAUCUCCCCGAUGCCAACUCCUCAAGAUCUGAUCAAAGAGAUGCUGCUCUACGUACUUGACCCUAACGACUCGGAUCGCGCCUUUGUGAAGUUUGACCAGAGGGAUGAGAUUGCCUUGGUAAUCAAUAACUUCGGUGGCCUUUCUAACCUCGAGUUGGAAGCCCUUACCCAAAUUGCAUUGGAACAACUGGAGCAAGAUUGGAAGAUCAAGCCGAGCCGCAUCUAUUCGGGCAUAUUCGAGACGUCUCUCAACGGUCCAGGAUUUUCUUUGACGCUCGGAAAUCUCUCAAACGUUGCAAGUGCAGUCAAUCGUCCAGUAUCAAAACUACUCGAGCUUCUCGAUGCGCCAACCACGGCCCCGGCGUGGCCACGAAGUGGAUAUAGCCAGCCGGUCUCUAUCUCGAAGGAGAGCUCUGAUAGACGAGAAAAGGCACGGGCGGAGGUUGAGCAGGAAGUCUCUGACGUCAAAGGUCCAGAAGCAUCACCAUCGCUGCUGCACGCACUUCGUACUGCUUGCAGCGCCGCCCUCACGGCAGAGCCCGAUAUUACCAAGUUCGACAUUCAAAUGGGCGAUGGCGACUGCGGUGAAGCAGUGGCAGGAGUUUGCAACGCCCUGCUCACGUCGAUGAAAGCGUCUCCCUUCAUCACCAAAGCCCCUUGUCUAGUAUCCUGCCUCGCCUCGAUCAACUCAGAUUUGGAAGAUAUGGGUGGUAGCCUCGGCGCCAUCUUGUCCAUUCUUCUCACGGCAUUCGCUGGGAACCUGCAGCGCGGGGUCAAUGCCAGCGGUAAGCUUGACAUUGGCGUCAUCGGCGACGCAGCGGGAAAGGCGAUGGAGGCACUGAAGGCGUAUACGGGUGCGCGGGUCGGCGACCGGACGGUGAUGGAUACACUGAUUCCGUGGUGUGAAACGCUCCAGGCCACGAGAGAUGUAGGAAAGGCACUGGCAGCUGCGGAGGAGGGCGCGAAGAAGACGGCAGGGAUGAAGCCUAGGUUUGGAAGGGCGACAUACGUAGGUGAGAUGAAGGAAGGUGAGCAAAUGCCGCCAGACCCGGGAGCGUAUGCUGUGGCGGUUUUCUUGAGGGGAUUGGUUGAAGGCGGUGCGUGGGCGUAG
Lasiodiplodia theobromae is the source of this 1788-nucleotide messenger RNA. RefSeq names its product Dihydroxyacetone kinase. Bases 1 to 1788 code for a protein of 595 amino acids. The record is from RefSeq and is a predicted model, not a curated record. Gene Ontology annotation, molecular function: ATP binding; glycerone kinase activity. The transcript has 5 exons. NCBI's taxonomy places the organism in Eukaryota, Fungi, Ascomycota, Dothideomycetes, Botryosphaeriales, Botryosphaeriaceae. Gene Ontology annotation, cellular component: cytosol. Gene Ontology annotation, biological process: glycerol catabolic process.